AUGUUGCUACGAACAAUCACGCUGGCGGCGGGCUUCUUGGCCCUCCCGGCGACUCAAGCUUUCCUACUCCCGCCCGAAGUCAGGCCCGUGGAUAUCCAAGUUCACAAGGCUUUCGGCCCUGAUAUGUCCGAUGUCCAAGUGGUUAACGUCGAAUGCCCCAGCUGCCCCGUCGUGGAGAAGAGCAAGCACGGCAAUAGCAUCAAGGUGAAGACCCACCGGCCGAACCACCUCGGACUCGGCUUCUACAUUGAUAAUCGCGGGAGGGACCGCCUUAUGGUCAACAAUUUCGAGCUGUAUCCGUCAGCCGAUCCUCUGCACAGUUUCGUUGCCCUGCAGGUUCUCGACGCGAAGAAGGAGCAUCACGAUGGCAGCAGAAAAGCCGAGCCACAGCAGCUUGGCUACACCCUGCAGGCGUCGACCACAAUGAGAGACGCCGACGGCGGACUUGAGCUUGUCGAGCUCAACCUGCAGAUCCUCGAGGUUGGCUACACCUUUGUCAGCGGCAUACCCAACGUCAAGAUUAUGCUUGUCAAGGACCGCAACAAUCGCCUAGCUAUCGCGCACAUCGAGAAGACCCCGUCGACGUUACCGCUAGGACCAGAGACGGAGCGCCCGCAAGGGUGCGACACAAUUCUGUGCAAGCUCAUGGCUGCCGCCAAGGAGCAGGUUGGGAAGCUGAAGACGUUCCGGCCCUGCCGCGGCGGACACAUGAAGGGCGGCAUGCGACCCCAUCGCUACCAUCCCCGCCCCCGCCCUCACCCGCAUCACCAUCACGGUUCCGCUGGCGGCGGCCACUGGCGCGCCGAGUAUCGUCACCAUAGCUGGGGCCAGCUGUUCAAGAACGUAGGCUCGCAUAUCGUUCUCCCGAUCCUUGUUGGCAUCAUUGCCGGCGUGACUAUCAGCUUGAUUGGAAUGGCGGUCGGCACCAUGAUUGUUUCUCUGUGGCGCCUAUUCUUCCGCCGUCGCGGCCAUCGCCAUCAUCAUCACCAUCACCACGCCGGACGGGCUCAUCACAAAGCGCCACAGAAGGAGGCGUUGGCCGAUGAGGAGAAGUCAGGCUUGAUGGAGCACCAGGACCCGCCUCCGUCGUACGAGGAGGAAGAGGUAGCCAAGACUGCAGAAGUCUAG
Molecule: messenger RNA, 1128 nt
Organism: Canariomyces notabilis
Lineage: Eukaryota; Fungi; Ascomycota; Sordariomycetes; Sordariales; Chaetomiaceae
Exons: 2
Coding region: 1-1128 (375 amino acids)
Source: RefSeq, a predicted model, not a curated record